UUGGGAGACGUUCGAAGAUGAAAACGUUGUGAAACUAAAGCCAAAAAUGAUUAAAUCGAAUCGGUGUAGGCCAAAUUUUCUCAAGUGAUUAUACAAAAGUAUUUUUUCUUUAGUUUAGUAUAAGUAAAAUAUAUUUUUGACAAAGUUUUGUAUGCCACUUUUAAGUGAAUAAAAAACAAAUAUUUUAAAGAGAUAUUGAAGAAUUAAAAACAAAAACCAAUUAAAAUGGGUUUACAUGACAAGUUGCGUAAAUUCAAACGUACGAGCCCCAGCAAUGGCAUUGAAAUGCAACGUCGUCGCUCUAGCCAAAAUAUCGUUGUGCCACCGGGCCAAGUGAACGAACAAUCGCUACAGGUAUGGCGCGCUCUGCCUCCACAAAUACGACAUGACCCCAGUAUGGUUUCCUUUCAAAUGGAAAAUGAACGUUUAAGAGGAACUUCUCUUCCCACCGAAGAUGGUUCGAAUGGAAAGGAAUCUAGCCCUGAAGAUGAACGCAGUUUUUCUGGCUCCGAUUUUUUACACAUAAAGGCUCGAGGUCAUCAUGACAAUGACAGAAAAAGCACGGAUGAUGAAGGCCAUUCAGAUCUUGAGCCACAUUAUCAGUUAAACCCCACCCUACAGUGCAUGGACAAAGUUGAGGCCAAAGAGAAGAUGAGGAAAAAGCGCCAUCGUAUUAAAAUGACAAAACGUGUUUGUCUCAUGAUUUUUUGGCUAUUUUCCGCUGUUGUUUUCAUGGUGUUCGAAGAAAAACAUUUGCUUGAGAAAACAUUGGAAGUGCCUGCUGAAAAGGGCAAGAAUUUUCUGCUUCGUAACAAACCCACCGGUGAUUUUAAAUUGGAUGUUGCUGGGCAUUUCAAUGAAUCCAUUUACAAUUCAAAUGAAACGGAAAAUAUUUUAACAAUACAACCCCAGCUAUCGUAUUUCAAUCACAAAACAAAUCAUACGGAAUUUAAGGACAUACUGGAUCCUUGGUUCAUACCUUUGGUUAAUGAAGAUCUGCUCGACUAUUCGCCGGUGGUAUUGCGUAAUAUCACUUUUAAAGUUUCCCCUGAGGAUGUUGAUGAAAUUGGAAACCAGGAUGUGCAAAUGAGACUGAAUAUGUCCACGAAUAUUGAAACGGACAUUGCCAUAAAACUGACUUAUAAUCCUUUGAUAAUUAAUGUCAAGACGGGCACUCUAUUGGCUGCUUUAAUACUUUUGCUUUUCUAUGCAUUGCUAGUAUGGGAGGUCUUCGAAAGAACCUUUGUGGCCAUUGUAUGUUCCACUCUCUCCAUAGCCGUCUUGGCUUGUUUCAAUGAUCGUCCCAACAUGGAGGAAAUCGUGAAAUAUAUGGACAUGGAAUUGUUAACUUUACUCUUCUGCAUGAUGAUAUUGGUGGGCAUACUGACGGAAACGGGUGUUUUCGAUUACAUAGCUGUGAUGGCUUAUGAAUUUUCCCAGGGCAAGGUUUGGCCCAUGAUCUACAGUCUGUGUCUGAUGACUUGUUUCGUUUCAAGUUUCCUGGACAAUAUGACGACAGUGAUUUUGAUGACUCCCGUAGCCAUACGACUUUGCGAAGUUAUGAGUUUGGAUCCGGUGCCCGUGUUGUUGGGUAUAAUAGUUCAUGCAAAUAUAGGGGGCUCCCUAACACCCAUCGGAGAUCCCAUAAGUAUUAUUAUCUGCUCCAACCAUUUUAUAGCUUCUAAUGGUGUCACCUUCAUGAAGUUUGUUGCCCAUACUAUACCUGGUGUCAUUCUUGCCGUCCUCCAGAGUUGCAUUUACUUGCGUUUGGUUUUCCGUAAAAUCGAAUCGCUGCGCUUAAACGAACCCAAAGAUAUUAAGGAUCUGCGUCGAGAGAUUCGCGUCUGGCAUAAGGCUGCCAAAUCUAUUUCCUCAUUUUCCAAAGAUGCCGAUGUUGUUCGUGAGACCCUGCUAAAGAAAGUUCGAAUUUUGAAAAAUUCCCUUAAGAGAAAGCUUAAUGGGUUGGAUACCUCUGAAGCUUAUGUGCAUACUUUGGAAGAUUUGAAAAUUAAGUAUCCCAUCAAAAACAAAACCCUCCUUGCUCAGGCAUGCUGUGCCCUGGUGUUCAUCAUCAUUUGUUUCUUCAUUCAAUCUGUGCCACAAUGGCGCACUCUGCCCCUGGGUUGGGUUGCUCUACUCGGUAUUAUCGCUUUGCUGAUUAUACUCAAUCGUGAGGAUAUGGAGCAUCUAAUGCAUCGCAUAGAAUGGACCACGUUGCUCUUCUUUGCCGCCAUGUUUGUAAUGAUGGAGUGUGUGGAGCGUUUGGGUCUGUUUGCCUGGAUCGGUGAAAUUACGGAACAUGCUAUUUUGUGCGUGGAAAAGAAAAAUCGUUUGGCCAUGGCCAUAUUUAUUAUUCUGUGGAUGUCUGCUUUGGCAUCGGCAGUACUGGAUAGCAUACCGGUGACGGCAAUGAUGGUUAAAGUGGUGGUAUCGUUGGUGGCCAAAGAAUCUUUGGGCUUGCCCUUGGAGCCAUUGGUGUGGGCCUUGGCAUUUGGCCCUUGCCUAGGAGGCAAUGGCACCCUCUAUGGAGCUUCAGCAAAUGUUUUGUCAGCUGGUAUAGCGGAGCAGCAUGGCUAUAAAAUUUCAUUUACACGAUACCUAAAAAUUGUAUUUCCCAUGAUGUUGGGUCAAAUUGCCAUUAUAACCGGUUAUUUGUUUUUCUCGCACAUUCUCUUCGAAUGGCAUUGAGGGGUUGGUGUCAACUGCUCCACAUUUCCCAGAAAUAUGCCAAAUGAAGGAGUGCAACUUUUUCACAAAUGUGGGAGUAUCGAGGAGAGCGCGGUGCCAAUGCAGCUCACAUAAAAAUGACUUUAUUUCAUUAUAAAUGUACUUACAGGAAUUUAUUUACUUACUUUAUUUAUUUUUAUACACAUGUGUAUGUGUAUGUUUAUAUCUACAUCUAAGUGUAUAUCGCUCUAUCUCUCGUUACAUUAUUGCAAUUGUUUAAACUUACAUUUAAUUGUCGUUGAAACGUUUAUCCGUGUGUAUCUGUGUAAUAAAAGCAUUGACAGUUUCACUUUGAAUGAAUAA
Stomoxys calcitrans (stable fly) is the source of this 3030-nucleotide messenger RNA. It is a transcript of the gene hoe2, whose product is annotated as P protein. Gene Ontology annotation, cellular component: membrane. The transcript is spliced from 10 exons. Gene Ontology annotation, biological process: transmembrane transport. The coding region runs from base 226 to 2688 and encodes 820 amino acids. Lineage: Eukaryota; Metazoa; Arthropoda; Insecta; Diptera; Muscidae. The record is from RefSeq and is a predicted model, not a curated record.